ACUAACACUGAUGAUGGCCGCUAUGAAUGGACUGGGACAUUUGAAUUCCCUGCUGCCACAAAGCCCCAGAAGUGUACAGUGUACGAUGGCCAACAGCGGAAGGAAAGGAGAUUAUGUUAUAAUCCUUUUCAAUGCUCCAACGGUUCAACAUUUCACUUGGAUUGCUUUGAUGCUUCAAAGCAUCCUGAUACCUGCACUAGCGGACACCUGCGAUAUGUCUGGAUAUUUAGCUUAUGGGCCAGACCUUGGAAAACAGCACCAUCAUUAGACGACUUUGAGGCUACCCAGCCUAUUCCAUAUGAACCGACUGCGGAUGAAAUCAAGUGUGAGGGCGAUCUCUUGCGGAUGUUGCGUAAGUUCCCCCGAGAAAUCAUGCAAGAAAUCAUGAAAAUGGCCUAUGGCUUGCUCUUGUGGAGAAUCUUUGCGGCCCGAAAAUGGGGGGAGCGGCUGAGCGGCCUAACUGGUGAUCAAGUCACACUCCCGAUAACUGAUAUAACGUAUUGGAAACGAAAUCAAUUAGAGGAGUCGGCAGAUUUUGUGCGCAGGUCAGCCAUCCAGACAGAAGACACACUUACUAUCGCUAUUGAUAAUCUUGGUAUACGAUCUCUAGAAGUGUUGGAUUCUUGGCCGUCUGCGAUAUCUCAUCAAGCCAAACGCCAUGAAGUCUAUGUUGUCGAGAAGAUUUCCAACUUUCAUAAUAGGCUAAUGUUAGAAAAGAAGGUAUGUCAAUUCAUUGUUUAUUAUUUACGAGACUUAUUAUGUAAUAGGGAGAUUAUAUCCGUAUCCAGAAUAUGGACGAGCCUCUUCGACUCUGGGAUACUCCAGCCCCUCCAUCUUUGCAUUCCUGUCAAUUCAAGGACAAGGAAACAUCUCCGCUGCGACUUGGAACCAUCAAGUUAGAUACCUCUCUUCGUGGCCUCUCUGUCUUCUGCUGCGACCGUUCUACCUAUGGCAUUUAUCCUCAUUACACUGAUGAUCUAUCUUCCGUUCUUGAUAUUUUCAAUCAAAUUCCGUUAAGACGACGAAACACUCUUAUCUGGCUUUUUUGUCCACUUGCCCAGCAGCAAAUUAGGGAUGUUUGGCUACGACAUGAUUCCAUACCUAUCUUUUCCACUCCGGCUCUCGUGGUAGUUUAUAUGCCUCCUUUCCUAGAAUGCCUUUAA
Hymenoscyphus albidus is the source of this 1163-nucleotide messenger RNA. Lineage: Eukaryota; Fungi; Ascomycota; Leotiomycetes; Helotiales; Helotiaceae. The record is from the annotation of a GenBank genome assembly.